Molecule: messenger RNA, 1668 nt
Organism: Podospora bellae-mahoneyi
Lineage: Eukaryota; Fungi; Ascomycota; Sordariomycetes; Sordariales; Podosporaceae
Exons: 1
Coding region: 1-1668 (555 amino acids)
Source: RefSeq, a predicted model, not a curated record
AUGUCCGAACCGCCUUCACCGGAACCUCGACCGGAUCGCCGGACGCGCGAGGUCGCCAUGUAUGGAGAUGAAAUGGUGGAAGAGCGUCAAGAAGCGUCAUAUGACUGGGUCAAUGAAAAGAUCCAGAAUCCCGAGUUGCGCACAGAGAUCAUCCGCAUAGUCAAGAAGUACCACGGCGGAAGAGCUGGGAAAUGGCACUCAUCCCUCUGCGGGAGCUACAACGCCGUCUUCGUCAUUGAGUUCCAAGAUCCCGAGAGCUACGGCAUGAUGCGCGUCCCGCUCCCGCGCUUCAGCCUGGAACUGAGAGAAGAGAAAGUCCAAGCUGAAGUCAACCUCAUGCGUUACGUCACGGCAAACACCACCAUCCCCAUCCCCCACAUCUACCACUCGGGCACUGCCUCGCAAAAUCCCACCGGCCUCGGACCCUUCAUCAUCAUGGACUACCACCCAAACCUAGUCCACCUGUCCACCUUUCUCGCAGACCCAGACACCGACCCCGAAGCCCCAAACACCAUCAACCCAACCAUGCCCGAAGACAAGAUCCUCUCCCUCUACCGCCAAAUGAGCAACAUCCUCCUCCAACUCGACAAACUCACCAUGCCCCAAAGCGGCUGCCUCGGCUACGUGGACGGGGAGUACACCGUCAACGCCCGCGCCCUCCCCCAGACCCUAACCGACACCAUCACCAUGGCCGGCUGCCCCGAGUCUGUCCUCGGCCCCUCCAACCGCGUCCUCAACACCUCCCACGAGGUCUACCAGUUCCUCACCGACCUCCACAUGGCCCAGCUCGUCUUCCAGCGCAACGACGCCGUUGAGUCGGCGGACGACGCCCGGGACAAGUACACGGCCCGGCACAUGCUCCGCAGGGCGGCGUACAUGAACCUGCUGCCGUCACCAAGCUACACGAGUCGGCAGGAGCACAUCACACCGACGCCCGAGACGUUCAAGCUCAUCUGCGACGACUUGACGCCGCACAACGUACUGGUUGACCCCGAGACGGGGGAGGUGAGGGCGGUGAUUGAUUGGGAAUGGGCUUGGUUUGGGCCGAGGUCGAUGGCGGCCGAUCCGCCCUGGUGGUUGAUGCUGAGGAAGCCAGAUAUGUGGAAUGGUGGGGUGGAAGGGGGGAUAGAUGAUUGGGUGGGAAAGUAUCCGAAGUAUCUGGGGAUUUUCCUCAGGGCGUUGGAACAGGAGGAGGAAAAACUGGGAAAGGGACAGGAGGUGACUGUACCUUGUCUUGGGGAGCCGUUGGCAGACGAUAAGGUGGCCGAAGACGGGACGGUGUCGAAGUGGCUUGACAACCUUCAUAUAUCGGGAGAUAGCACCACCACCAUAUCUACCAACCAGGAAGGACCAAAAGAACCACCUCUCUCCGUCAGGAUGAGAAAGAACUGGGAAGAUGGGAGCUUUUGGAUCAACUAUGCUGCGAGGAGAUCAUAUGGAUUAGACCCUAUCUACUGGAAGUUUAUCGACGAGAGGCUGUUUGGGGAGAACCCCGCGGGUGGGUAUGAGAAAAGGGCUGAGUCCAUGACGGCCGAGGCACGGGAGGUGAUGGAGAUGGUGGUCAAAGACAAGAUGAAAGAGAAGAACGGGGAGAGGAAGGUGGUUGAAUGGUUUGCUGAGGAGGCGAGGGGGCAUUUGGCUAGGGUUCUGGGGUAUGGGCAGUUGUGA